CGCGGGGUCCUCGAUCAGCUGUUCCGUUUGCGCGGGAAACCCGCAAUUUCGUUGCUGAUCUCACUGCGCACAUCUUAAUCUAAGCGUCUACAUCUGUACCGAGUCAGCUGGAGCGAUCAAGAGCCUCCUGGAACAAAACUCUGUGUUUGUCACUCUAGGAGCCGCCUUUGUUCGUAGAGACUGCUCGGGUCGCGAUGUCCGGCGACCUGACCGUGCAAGACCGCGGGGACGCCGCCUCCACGCAGAGCCCCGGGGAGGAGCCGAGCGACGCUGUCGAGCUGAGAGAGGAGCUGCACUUGUACGUCGAACGGGCCACGGAGAAACUCGUGGAGCUCUUGUCCCUGACGGAAGCUGCCGCUCAAGGGGUGCAGAGCCUCUCGGAGCAGUGCUCACAGAAUGCUCGCUUUAUUCGCGCUUGGGUUCUGUUCAUCCGCAGUGGCCGCGGCAUCCAGGUGCCCAACCCCAUGGGGUUGGAAGAGGAGAUGGAAGAGGAGGGGGACCCAGCACAAUAAAUACAAGAGCACCAUGUGCUUUACACAUUUGGUUUUCGUGCCAUUCUUAUCGCAGCACAAAAGCUGUCAUGAAGGUGCUUUGUUUCACAUAGUCUGCAGUAGUUUUGCAGUUGGGGGCGAUGUUGCUUUGUGUUUUCCCAUUUAAAUUAUUUGUAAGCAAGUUUGAACCCGUGAUGUUGGCACUCAUGGCCAUGCACUGUCACAGAAUAUGUAAUAUCCACUGUGAAGCAGAUGGUGUGUAUUUACACCCGCAGUAUUAGUCAAGGCGGCCACGGGGCUUGGACUGUGAACAUCUGCAACAAGUGGUAAAACACGCUAUUGCUUGGCCGUGUAAUUUUCCAUUGAUUUGGAGUAUUAUGGGUAAAAGUAUAUAUUCUUUCCAUAUAAAAUGUUUUAAUCCAUCAGACUAUUGGCUUUUCAAACCCAUAUCCAGCAGCGUUUGUUUACGUUUUGACAUCCUUGGUCUUAGCAAUAGGCUUGCUAAACAUGCUGAUGUGUUUCGGGCAGCAAUAAUGGUCUUCUCCAUAUUCAUCAGCGCUUAAAACAGGGUCACAAUUAGCCUGCCUUUACUCAUUUACCCAUGUUCUUUGUUCAGAUGCAAAUUAAGUCGUUACACAUUGCACAAGCUACAUGCCAUACAGAACACUCAUUCCAAAUAGGUUAUAGAGCUUGUGCAUGAAUGUGUGUAUAUGUGUGAUGUAAAUAAUAUCAUAAGUGCUCGCGAACCGCACUUGCCCCAACAGUCUGUUAUGGCUAUAUGGGGGAUUUUUGAUGUAAAUAACAAUGUCCUUUAAAUUAAGAGCUGCGAUUGGUUUAUACCAACCACCAAGCACAUUCAGCAUUGAACGUUUGUAUUUAGAGGAGUUUGGUAAACACGUUAAGGUAACGUUUGUAUUGAGAGGUGGCUUGUGGUAGUUUGCGAAGAGCUCGAGUCUGGGAAACCCAGACUUAAACGAUGUCCAGUUAUUUGUAAUCGCAGCAACAAAUAUAAAUAAGUACAGUUUGCUAUGUUCAUAUGGUAUUGGAAUGCCCUCAUUUUCUCAUUGUCUUAAUAGUCCGAUUUCCGUUAGCUUCCUGUGGCGUUGACUCCCUGUGCCUGUUAAGUCAGGGCUCAAGGCUUUUCUAUUCACCUCCACCUAAAAGUGCCCACUUAAAUUCUCUCUCUAAAUAAAUAUGCCAACUUAUUUCUGCACAGCGUCUUCUUGAUAUUGUGGUCACGUUUAAAUGCUUGCUGUAGGAAUACUUAUCCAAUUGAAGGUGAGCCUUUUUUAAAUGUUUUCGAAUAUGUACGCAGUAAUUAUGCUGUUGUCCUAACAGUUGUAUAAUGUUUUACACGGUGGAAGCUGAAUUAAAAGGUCAAGACUCGUUGACCAAUCGUUGGUUCCAAGCACAAAUUUAAAACCUUAAUUUAGAGUUACGUUUCAAGUUAGGAGUUAUUUACACUUCUUUAACGGUUCUUGGUGAUGUUGAAAAAUGCAUUUGUAAGUA
Molecule: messenger RNA, 2000 nt
Organism: Lethenteron reissneri (Far Eastern brook lamprey)
Lineage: Eukaryota; Metazoa; Chordata; Hyperoartia; Petromyzontiformes; Petromyzontidae
Gene: C16H4orf46
Product: chromosome 16 C4orf46 homolog
Source: RefSeq, a predicted model, not a curated record